Gossypium raimondii (Peruvian cotton) is the source of this 798-nucleotide messenger RNA. Its product is annotated as CASP-like protein 1F1. NCBI's taxonomy places the organism in Eukaryota, Viridiplantae, Streptophyta, Magnoliopsida, Malvales, Malvaceae. The record is from RefSeq and is a predicted model, not a curated record. The coding region runs from base 15 to 551 and encodes 178 amino acids. The transcript is spliced from 3 exons.
CUUCACUGUUUACGAUGGAAAUCAAGGAAGCCAACGUUCGAGCAAAGGCACCUAACAAAACAGACAAGUUUGUCUUAGCUACACAAAUCUGUUUGAGAAUUGCGGCGACUGCGACAGCAAUGGCCGCCGCAUGGGUGAUUUUCACUGCAAACCAAACUGUUGAAGUUCUCGGCAUGUCUUUUGAUGCUCGAUAUAGCUAUUCACCUGCUUUCAAGUUCUUUGCCUAUGCAAAUGCCAUUGCUUUCGGUUUCAGUUUGAUGUCGUUGUUCUUUAUGUUCUUUGCCCGCCAUGCCUUGACUGCUACUAUCUACUUCUUCUUCUUCCUACACGAUUUGAUGAUGAUGUCUCUGGUUCUUUCCGGUUUGGCGGCAGGGACGGCGAUCGGAAUGGUAGCACGUGACGGUAACGGCCACACUGGUUGGAUUAAAAUCUGCGACCGUUUCGAGAAAUUCUGCGACAAGGUGACCGUUUCAAUGGCACUGUCGUAUGUUGCAGUGGUUUGCUUGCUGGUGCUUACCGUCAUGUCGGCCGGCAAGUCUAGACAAAUCUAAAACGGGAUAUAAAUUUGGAGAAGAUGGGGUGAGGAUGAUGACUCAUAGUUUUGGUGGGUGAUGAUGAAAUUACUGAACUUUCAUCAUUAGUGGGUUGGUAUCUAUUAGCCUUAAGCGUGCAAGAAUAAGAGCGACAGAUAUUGUCGUUCAUACCAAUUAAAGUCGGGUUCUGAGGACUAUUUUGUGGGUAUGGGAUGUAAGCGGGCUGGGUUUCUGGAGCAAAAUUAAGCAAAUUUUAAGUCCAAAA